Trichoderma asperellum CBS 433.97 is the source of this 471-nucleotide messenger RNA. Lineage: Eukaryota; Fungi; Ascomycota; Sordariomycetes; Hypocreales; Hypocreaceae. The record is from RefSeq and is a predicted model, not a curated record.
AUGGCUCAGAAGAACAAUACAGAAUUUGGAACCUUUGUGGAUAACACCUUCUAUAAUAUCUUUUUCCAACCCGACGUGAGCGAUUCUAAAAUGGUCAAUACAAAGCAGACAUCACAGCGGCGAGAGCAGCAAAAAGCUGAAGGGCAGCGACGGGCUCAAAAGGAGGCAGAGAAGCGACAGGCAGAGCAGCGACGGGCUCAAAGGGAGGCAGAGAAGCGACAGGCAGAGAAGAGACAGGCAGAGAAACGACAGGCGGAGAAGCGACAGGCAGAGAAACGACAGGCGGAGAAGCGACAGGCAGAGAAGCGACAGGCUCAAAAGGAGGCAGAGAAGCGACAGGCACAGCAGCGACGAGCCGGGCCACAGCGGCCGGCGCAGUCGUCAUUUUCUGUUAAAAAGGACGGUGGAAGACUGAUGUUAGUCGCAAAACUUUCCUCAGAAAGCCUGAAGAAGUUGAAUUUUAGGAGGUAG